UUUCGAAGUUUAGUAUGUCAAGAAACGCUGGAAAGAGUGUACAGCGAUGAAUCGCUCGUAAAUUACCUGUAGAUACCUUCGUACAUUUCAUGUACGUUUCAGAAUCAAUGACUUGUAAAUGCAGUGAAUAUUGACAAAAUGAUCGCGAUGUGCGAUGUUUGGUUCAAACUUCCUAAGAUAACAGGAUGCGUUGCACCCCUUUGUCAACGGCCAUCGUCGAACGACCAUAAUAGCAACGGCAAAUCGGUCGAGAGCAAAUCUACCGAGGGCGAAUCCCGAAAAGAAUCCCGAAAAACUUCCCAGGCGAAAAACCCGCUUUCGAAUGAUACCUCGGACACUUGUGACAGAAAUCGGAAUUCUAACAAUCCGAAUGAUGCUAAGGAAAAGAGACAGGUUGUGCAACAAACGAAACCGGUGUCCUCGGAAAAAGCACAAAUUUCUCCUGCUAUACCAACUCUUAAUCAGAGCAGGAUAUCGGGAAAAAACCACUUAGAAAAUAUCACAAAUGCACCUCCAAGUGUUUGUGAUGGAUCUGUGAGAGUGGUCCAGGCAGACAUUGAAGUGCAUCCUGAAAUGCACUUAUCACGUAAUCAGGAGUCUUUGGACUCGACUAAAUAUGUGUCAUUUCAGGCUGAUCAAAAUUGCUUAAAUGUCGAAAAGGCGAAAAAACGAGCGUCAUUUUUAAAGAAGUUGAAUUUCAAGAGGAUAAAAACUUGCACGAGAAGCAAGACAUCCAUUCCAGCGGCGCAAUCGACGAUGCUCCAGGACGGUAAAGCAGUCAAUGCAUCGUCAUCGAACAGAAUAAGCGCCAAUAUUCUGGAAACAAAGUCGCAAGACGUUGGCGCCUCCGCGAAAGAAACUGGUCUCAACGGAAAUGGCGAAUCUCGGGAAGAAAAUUGCGAACGGCGGCCUUCGAAAACGUUGCAGGAAAUUGUGCCGCUGAUAAACAAUCGACCCGCGGGCGAGAAAUUAAUGUGCAACAUCAGGAUCAACGGUCUCGCGAUGAAUCAAACCGACUUGGAUCUGUUAGAAUCAACCGAGGGCAAGACUCGAUCGGUUUCGAUGACGACGACCGAAGAGACUUUCGUAAUUUCCAUAGAGUUCGAUCGGCGAAGGAACUUUAAGGAAAAUAAGCCGCAAAAGCAAACGAGAACACCUAACGUCGUGAUUCCACCAAUAUACGUCACGGACUACUCGACUAAGCGAAGCUUCGCGCAACACUCCUAAUUGUAUCCCACGCAGAAGAACGCCUCCGAAGAUCUUCUCGAAGACGAAGAUUACUUAAGAUGUUACCUUUCCCUUCUUCCCGAAAGGAAAGCCUGCGACACGUCGCACGGAAGCAAUUAAUUUCUUGUUAAUUUCUGCGAAUCCGACCAGGAAUCCCGACCAAGAUUCUUGAUUCAGUGAUCGACACCAGGAAUUAACGUGAUCAGUGUUGUGCAGGAAUUUUAGCGAGAAUUCUUGCUGCAGAUGCGUUGUCUCGGCAGUUAUGAAUCGAUGCGAGAAAAGAGAUUCAUGAUGUAAAAAUGGGGGCGAAGGAUAAUGAUUAAUUGCGGCACUGUGUAGCAAUAUGGCGAGCUCGUAGAUCACGUUUCCGUCAACAUUAGCGGCUGCGAGCUUGUUAAACUUGUAAAAAUGAAACAAACGUUCCGGUAAUCGUAAACAGUGCUUUCGGUAUCGCGAAUUUGAAUUAAGCACCACUUACAAUUAGCGGAUUGCGAAUAUACGUACGUUGAACUUUAAACAGCCUCAUUUACUAACCGAACCUCGUUCGGUGUAGACAACCGAUUGCUUUAUCUUCGUUCUAUUUGCUCGCUGUUUUCUACUGCGUAAUAAACAAAAAUCUUGAAUA
Molecule: messenger RNA, 1852 nt
Organism: Megalopta genalis
Lineage: Eukaryota; Metazoa; Arthropoda; Insecta; Hymenoptera; Halictidae
Source: RefSeq, a predicted model, not a curated record